Messenger RNA from Cariama cristata (Red-legged seriema), 2577 nucleotides. RefSeq names its product fms-related tyrosine kinase 1 (gene FLT1). NCBI's taxonomy places the organism in Eukaryota, Metazoa, Chordata, Aves, Cariamiformes, Cariamidae. The coding region runs from base 166 to 2556 and encodes 796 amino acids. Gene Ontology annotation, biological process: cell migration; positive regulation of kinase activity; protein phosphorylation. Gene Ontology annotation, cellular component: signaling receptor complex. The record is from RefSeq and is a predicted model, not a curated record. Gene Ontology annotation, molecular function: ATP binding; transmembrane receptor protein tyrosine kinase activity. The transcript is spliced from 20 exons.
GGCUUUUGCUCUUAUACCGAAGGAUCUUUCGACCUGAAAGCUGGCAGCAACAUAGGAAACAGGAUCCAGAGCAUCACUGAGCGAACGGCUGUCAUAGAGGGCAAAAACAAGACUGCUAGCACUCUCAUUGUAGCUGAAGCCAAAUCUUCUGGAAUCUACAGCUGCAUGGCAUCCAAUAAAGUGGGAAAAUCCGAAAGAAACAUCAGCUUUAUUGUAACAGACGUACCGAGUGGAUUCCAUAUUAGUUUGGAAAGAAUGCCCAUUGAAGGAGAGAAUCUGGUAUUGUCCUGUUCGGCCAACAAAUUCCUGUACAAAGACAUUGCUUGGAUUUUACCGAGGACGGUCAACAAUCAAACGAAAGCAAAAAGGUCCCUCAACAAGGAGUACUCCAUCACCCUCACUCUGACCAUCAAGAACGUUUCCCUGGCACACUCGGGCACCUAUGCCUGCCGAGCAAGGAACAUAUACACGGGGAAAGAAGUGCUUCAAAAGAAAGACGUUACAAUCAGAGCUCAAGAGGCACCAGCCCUGCUGCGGCAGCUGAUGGAUCAGACGGUGAACACCAGCAACUCUGCCAUGUUGGAGUGCCAGGUUCGUGGCAUCCCCGAGCCCCAGAUAUCCUGGUUUAAAAACCAUGAAGAAAUACAACAAGAAUCAGGAAUAAUUUUAGGGCCCGGAAGCCGAAUGCUGUUUAUUGAAAGAGUAAGAGAGGAGGAUGAAGGACUUUACCAGUGUAUAGCCACCAACUUAAAGGGGUCCGUGGAGAGUGCGGCGUAUGUCACAGUACAAGGCACAUCGGAGAGGUCAAACCUGGAGCUGAUAACCCUGACCUGUACCUGCGUGGCUGCGACCCUCUUCUGGCUCCUGCUGACCCUCUUCAUUCGCAAGCUGAAGAGGCCUUAUUCCUCCGAAAUGAAGACUAACCAUUAUUUGUCAAUCAUAAUGGAUCCUGACGAAGUCCCCUUAGAUGAGCAAUGUGAACGACUGCCUUAUGACGCCAGCAAGUGGGAAAUUGCAAGGGAAAGGCUGAAACUAGGAAAGUCUCUCGGACAUGGAGCUUUUGGAAAGGUGGUACAAGCAUCUGCUUUUGGAAUUAAGAAAUCACCAACAUGCAGAAUAGUCGCUGUGAAAAUGCUGAAAGAAGGGGCCACAGCAAGCGAGUACAAAGCACUGAUGACUGAGCUGAAAAUCCUGAUCCACAUUGGUCAUCAUCUCAAUAUCGUGAAUUUGUUGGGAGCUUGCACGAAAAAUGGAGGGCCUCUGAUGGUGAUUGUUGAAUACUGCAAGUAUGGGAAUUUAUCAAACUACCUGAAGAGCAAGAGGAAUUUUUUCUGCCCUAACAAGGAUUCCUCUCCGCAAGGAGAGCCGAUGAAAGAGAAAAAGGAUAUUGAGCCGGUGGAAGGCAAAAAACAAAGGCUGGCCAGUGUCACCAGCAGCGAGAGCUUCGCAAGCUCUGGGUUCCAGGAAGAUAAAAGUCUGAGUGAUGUGGAGGAGGACGAGGAGGAUGCUGAUGAGCUCUACAAGUUGCCCCUCACUAUGGAGGACCUGAUCUCCUACAGCUUUCAGGUGGCCAGAGGCAUGGAGUUCCUCUCCUCCAGAAAGUGCAUUCAUCGUGACCUGGCAGCCAGAAACAUCCUUUUAUCUGAGAACAAUGUCGUGAAGAUCUGCGACUUUGGCCUUGCAAGAGAUAUUUAUAAGAAUCCUGAUUAUGUGAGAAAAGGAGAUGCUCGACUUCCUCUCAAGUGGAUGGCUCCAGAAUCCAUAUUUGAUAAAAUCUACAACACAAAAAGCGACGUGUGGUCCUACGGGGUCUUGCUGUGGGAGAUAUUUUCCUUGGGUGCUUCUCCUUACCCCGGAGUCCAAAUAGACGAGGAUUUCUGCAGCAGACUAAAGGAAGGUACAAGAAUGCGAGCCCCGGAGCAAGCGACCGAGGAGAUCUACCAAAUCAUGCUGGACUGCUGGCGAAGCAACCCCAACGACAGACCGAGGUUCUCCGAGCUGGUGAAAAAGCUGGGCGACCUUCUGCAAGCAAACGUCCAGCAGGAAGGCAAAGACUACAUUCCCCUCAAUGCGAUAUUUACAACGGAAAGUGGUUUUUCCCCCGUGCCCGAUCCUUUGCGCAAUGAAAAUGUCCCUGUUACGAGCUCAAGUUGUGGAAGCACUGAAAGCGUCCGAUACAUCAACACUUUCAAGAUAAAACCACCCCAGCGCAUAAAGACAUUUGAAGAGCUUCCCAUCAAGGAAACGCUUGUAUUUAAUGACUACCAAGCAGACAGUGGGAUGGUGCUGGCUCCAGAAGAGCUGAAACGCUUCACGUGGACAGGCAGCAAGCAGAAACGGACGCUCUUUGGCGUGAAAGGUGCCAGCAGGAGCAAGGAGUCGGUGCUUUCUGGAAUAACCAAGCCAAGAAGCUUCUGCAGUUUCAGCUGUGACCAGCUCAGUGAUUCCCAGCGACGAUACACCUACGGUAACGCCGUCCUGCAGAAAAUGAGAGCCUGCCGGUCUCCCCCUCCUGACUACAACUCCGUCAUCCUUUAUUCUCAGCCACCCGUGUAAGUCCUUCUAGGCCAAGAUUUA